CAUGGCGACUCGCAUCUUUGCCCGGUGUGUCCGAACAGUCAGGCAGUAUUCAGUGAAUCUAAACAAGACAAAUGUUGCGAUUAUUUCGUCCUCUGUGCCGAGAACGUUGUCAUAUUUGACGUACGGCCAGAAGUCAUUACUUCCACAGAUUAGCGGUAGUACAUCGUAUAUUUGGCAGCGGCGACAGUACGGAGAUCUGCCCCCUUUGACGCUGGACAACAUCCGUGACCGAGUUCUCUAUGUACUCAAGCUCUACGACAAGAUCAGCCCCGAAAAGCUUCAGGUCACAUCUCACUUCAUGAAGGACUUGGGCUUGGACAGUCUGGACCAGGUGGAGAUUGUUAUGGCCAUGGAGGAUGAGUUUGGUUUCGAGAUCCCUGACGCAGAGGCAGAAAAGCUGAUGACGCCACAGGAUAUUGUACAGUACAUCGCAGACAAGAAAGACGUUUAUGAGUGAGCGUCUGCCAGUCGAUGUGAAGAUAGUUCCUUACUGUAACCAUGGCAGCAGGGGAGGAGCUGUCAGCACAUGUUCUCUGAGUUGUAAAAUGUAUAUCCAUAUUCGUAAUGUUCUUCUCUGUUCUGUUUUGAUCUGUUCAGCUCCUUUGAUUGGUGAAAUUCACCUUCUACACUGCGGGGCACACGCACACAUCCUUCUGUUUAAGUCUCUCAAAGAGUUUGGGAAAGUAAUGUAAUGCAGUCAUAAUAAAAAGUUGAUGCCACUA
Molecule: messenger RNA, 722 nt
Organism: Chanos chanos (milkfish)
Lineage: Eukaryota; Metazoa; Chordata; Actinopteri; Gonorynchiformes; Chanidae
Gene: ndufab1a
Product: NADH:ubiquinone oxidoreductase subunit AB1a
Exons: 5
Coding region: 2-457 (151 amino acids)
Biological process (GO): fatty acid biosynthetic process
Cellular component (GO): mitochondrion; respiratory chain complex I
Molecular function (GO): acyl binding; acyl carrier activity
Source: RefSeq, a predicted model, not a curated record